GGCAGAAGUUGGCUCACACAGCAACACAUGUGCGCGUGACUGGGAAAUCAUCGUCCACUUUCGUCAGCCGGGUUCACCAAAACAAAAUUCCGUCUCUGUAUCCUUCCAAUGUCAUUAAUAGCGGACGAACAAUUGCAUACCAACACAUAUAUAUGGAGCCAGGAGAAAGACCAGGUGACGAUUUCAUUCCUGGUUCCCGAACAUUGUAAGCCAAAGGAUCUCGACAUUGAAAUUGAGCAGCAACACGUCAAGGCUGGGCUGAAAGGUCAAGAGCCCGUGCUGAAGGUUAGUAUUUUGGAAUCAGUCUGAUAACAAAAA
Molecule: messenger RNA, 318 nt
Organism: Umbelopsis ramanniana AG
Lineage: Eukaryota; Fungi; Mucoromycota; Umbelopsidomycetes; Umbelopsidales; Umbelopsidaceae
Exons: 1
Coding region: 109-309 (66 amino acids)
Source: RefSeq, a predicted model, not a curated record